Lindgomyces ingoldianus is the source of this 2781-nucleotide messenger RNA. RefSeq lists its product as uncharacterized. Bases 122 to 2440 code for a protein of 772 amino acids. Lineage: Eukaryota; Fungi; Ascomycota; Dothideomycetes; Pleosporales; Lindgomycetaceae. The record is from RefSeq and is a predicted model, not a curated record. Gene Ontology annotation, biological process: mRNA processing. Gene Ontology annotation, molecular function: mRNA binding. Gene Ontology annotation, cellular component: spliceosomal complex. The transcript is spliced from 4 exons.
CAAGGUUCCCACUCGCUCAUACUGCACUGCACCAUACCACACUGGCCUGCGCCGCGCGUGUGCUGCCACCUGACGCUGACCCGAAUACCGGCUGCGUGCACGCUACCUCUCCGCUACGAACAUGUACAACUACGGUGCUCCCGGAUUCAAUCGGCCGCCAGGCUUCUCGGGCCCGCCGCCUGGCAUGGCACCUCCUCCCGGCAUGGGCCCCCCCGCUGGCAGCUCUGGCCCUCCAGCACCCGGCAUCACUCCUCCCCCCGGCGUCGGCCAUGCGCAGCCUUCUGUUCUCGGCGGCCCGCGUUCUCUGCCCCCAAAUUGGCAGCCUCCGACUAACAUGCCCAACAUCAACUUCAACGCUCCAGUCAUCCACUUCGGUACCUCUGGCUCCGCACGCGGCGCCGCUCUGGAUGGCUCUGGCGGGCGCCGAGAGAGCGCCGCGCCCGGUGGUCGGCGCGGACUGGGAAUGGAUGGGGCCAUGCGCGAUGCCGACCAAGGGCAGAAGGCUCGAGACCUUCAGGCCAGCCUGGUGCCCCCCUCCCGCGAGGAGAUUGCACGCACCAUCUUCAUCGGCAAUAUCCCCGAUGGCGUUGGUGGUGAUGAAGGCAUGCAGAGGAUCCUGGCCACCGCAGGCAACCUACGCCGCUGGACGAGAUGCACUGAUGCAAAGAAUAAGCCUUGCACUUUCGGUUUUGCCGAGUACGAGGAUGCCGAGAGCCUAGAGACCGCUGCCGACAUCUUCCAAGAUGUCCAAGUUCCGGCUGAGAGACAGGUUCCUAGCAAAGUCAAGAAAGAAGAAGCAACGAAUGGAGACGUGAAGAUGGAAGAUGGAGAAGAGAAGGACGAGGUUAAGAAGACUAAGCUCCAGGUCGUCGUUGAUGAUGCCUCUAAGCUGUAUGCAGAGGAGUGGAAGUCCCGCCGAGGUGAUGAUGAGGCCACCACCCAAUUCCGGAUCCAUACCGCAAAGGAGGCUCUGGCAGGUGUGCUAGCAAGCCUGUUCAACCCGCAGUACCCUCUGCCAAUGGAUCUUGCCGCAGACACAGUCAUGCAUGACACGCAAGCUCACGAGAACGGCGAGCACGCUGAGAUAGUUACGAUUCAGUUCUCCGCCGACGACGAGUUGGCCGACAUUCCAGAGGAAAUGCGUGAGACUGUCGCCGCUGAGAUCGCUGCAUUUAGGGAUCGGGCCAACCAACGCGACCAGGAGCGGCUCGCCCUCGAGGAGAAGAUUGAAGCCGAAGAGCGCAUCAAGAACAGGUCGAAUCGCUUGGCGUCUCCGCCGGCUUCCGCUCCUAUUGGACCGGCCGGUGCCAACGGUGUUCCUCUUGGACCCAGGGCUGAGCGAGGUAUUCAAGGCGCGCCGAGCGGACCACGGGGAGGUUCUCAAUUUCCAAGUGACUACCAGGCGGGCGUGGCAUUUGUCAACGGCAGCGGCACCAAGAAUGGGGCCUGGAGCUUGCGCGAUGACGAUGACGAUCCGGCUAGCGAUGAGGAGAUCAUGGAACGGCGUCAAGAACAGCGACGAAAUCAGCUUGACCGUGAAUUCAAGGCCAAAGAACGCGGUUGGAUGAACCGAGAGGGGAAGACCGUUGCAUCUCUUCGGCGAGUGGAUGAACGUCACACGAACAAGGAAGAGAUCCGUCAACGGAAUAAAGAAGCCCAGGCCAGUCUUUUGCGAACCUUCGAUGAUACCAUAGAAAUGCAGCAGAAGAAUCACGUUUACUAUAGCGACCACGGCGCUUGGACACGGGCUCGAAACGACUUCCUCGCGAAAGAAGUCCAGGAAGAUGCCAUCGACCGUGCCCAGGAGGAUGUUGAAUUGGCUGCCUGGAAGAAACAGAGGGAAGCCGCCCGUGGAAUGGCAGAUGCGUUCCUGGAUCAACAAGCAGAGGAGCUGUUGCGCCCUCAAGCUCCACGCGAGCCGCAGCGCUUCAAGCUUUCUCUUGGUGCAGCCGCCAAAAAGGUCGAAGAAGCAGCCGCCACGCGUCGCACCGCUGCCGAAAUCGAGAACUUGCUUGAAGACGAGGAAGACGCCGACGCACCGAUCCAUAAACGGCCUCUUGUUCCCAUCAAGUUUGAUCCUUCCAUUCGAGCUAACCUUACCUCUGAAGAAAUCGCCGAGGCGCAGCAACAGCUUGCUAGGGAAAUUCCAAAUGAUAAGGAAGGGCUCUGGAAGUGGGCCAUCUCCUGGAAUGACUUGCCUGAAAAGAACAUAUCCAAGGACAUUAAGGAUUGGGCUGAGAAGAAGAUUGUGGAAUCCCUGGGCGUGCAGGAGGACAUGUUAGUUGAUGCAAUCGUGGACCAUAUUCGCGAGAAGAAGGGGCCUCAAGAUCUUGUCGAAGAACUAUCAGAAUUCUUAGAGGACGAUGCGGAGCAGCUGGUCAAAAAGCUAUGGCGAAUGGUCAUCUACUAUAGCGAAAGCGAGAAACGUGGUAUCAAAUGAUUAUCAUGUUGACUUUGGCAGCCUGGAUAUCUUGGAGUUCAAACCUGACUCUAAGAUCUGCUUUCGAUGGCGGUGAGUGUCUCCGACCAUCAUAUCGAGCUAUUGAUCGGGUUUCCGGCAGGUCAAAGCAUGCUAUGAUCCACAUACUGGAAUUCGAGGUUUUCGAUGUAGGGCAUCUUUCAUGAUGGCGUGGGCUGAACUUUCGUAUAGUGAGUGGUCAUCAUGCAUUCAUGCUUUGACCAACACUUAAAUCUUUGUAAUAGUAGGCAACUUCACGAGGCGAUCAGUGGGAGGGAUGAGCUUCAGCUCGCGGCUAGUACAAUGGAACCCUACCCCUCUGU